AUGAUUUUCAUGGUAGCCAGAAAUAACAUAAGUGGUAGCAUACUACCAGAGAUUGUAAAUGUCAAAGGGCUUCUUGGACUUGAUCUUUCAUCGAAUAAUUUGAUUGGGCAGAUUCCUAAGGAAAUUGCAGAUUUAACCUCUCUAGUUAAGCUUUUUGUGCAAAACAACAACAUUUCUGGCAAUAUACCUGGGGAACUUGGGUCACUGACUAAAUUAGAAUCCCUUAAUCUAUCAGGCAAUAGAUUAAAUGGGUCGAUCCCAAUUUUUGUAAGAGAUUACGUGCACUUGUUUCCGUUGAACCUGAGCAACAACAAAUAUGUGCAAAAAAUUCCAAUGGAGAUAGAGAGGAUAACUCAGCUUAAUGCACUUGAUUUGAGCCAUAAUCAUCUUGUUAGAGAAAUACCCCCUUAUCUAGCCAAUUUGAAGAGCUUGGUAAGUUUAAAUCUUUCCUACAAUGGCCUCUCUAUUUGCAUUCCUGAAGAACUUGAAAGUUUGACUGGUUUGGAGGAUGUCGUGUUGUCAUACAAUGAGUUGGAAGGUCCAAUCCCUAAUAAUAAAGCUUUUAUCAAUGCCUCAUUGGAGGGAAAUAAAGGUCUUUGCGGCAAUGUAACAGGACUCCAGCCUUGCGAAAGGCCAUCUUCUUUGGUGAAGAAGCAAUCAGCGGCGAAGAGAUGUAAACUCAUCCUCAUCAUUAUACUUCCUGUUAUGGGAGCACUAGUACUACUCUGUGCUUUCAUUGGUGUUCUCUUUAUGUGUGAUAAAAGAAGAAAAGUUAGAGACGUUGAAAGACGUGAUGAUGGUUGGAUUUCGAUAUCCAUGUUAGAUGGAAAGGCAUUAUACAGAGAUAUCUUAAACGCCACAAAGGAGUUUGAUGCAACAUUUUGCAUCGGGCAAGGAGGGCAUGGAAACGUUUACAAGGUAAACCUUCCAUCAUUAGGGAAUAUAGUUGUGAAGAGACUUCAUUCUUCAUUUGAGAAUACACAUCCCAAAAUCUUUAUGAAUGAAGUAAGGGCAUUGAUUGGAAUUAAGCACCGGAACAUCGUGAACCUCUACGGCUAUUAUUCGAAUGCAAAAAACUUAUUGUUGGUUUACGAGUAUGUGGAGAGGGGGAGUUUGUCUCAUAUCUUGAGCAAUGAAGUUGAGUCCAAGAAAUUGGAUUGGCUUAAAAGGGUGAAUAUCAUCAAGGGUGUUGCUUUUGCUUUAUCUUACAUGCACCAGGAUUUCUCACCACCCAUUCUUCAUCGUGACUUAUCAAGCAGUAAUGUUUUGCUUGAUUCCGAGUAUGAAGCUCGUGCUUCAGAUUUUGGCAUAGCUAAGCUUCUCAAGCCAGACUCAUCUAAUUGCACUUCUCUUGCUGGCACAUAUGGAUAUGUUGCACCUGAGCUUGCAUAUACAAUGAAGGCUAACCAAAUGUGUGAUAUCUAUAGCUUUGGAGUAUUAGCAUUGGAGAUAAUCAAAGGAAAUCAUCUUGGGGAAUACAUUACUGUGCUAGCAAAUUCGUCGAUUAGAGAUUAUGUGCAGCUUAGCGAUUUGCUAGACGAACGCCUUCCAUAUCCUGAAGAUAGAGUAAAAGAGGUUUUGGUUUUUAUUAUCAAGCUAGCAAGUUCUUGUUUGCUUGAAACUCCAAAAUCAAGGCCAACAGGUUAUCAUCAAUGA
Molecule: messenger RNA, 1656 nt
Organism: Lycium barbarum (goji berry)
Lineage: Eukaryota; Viridiplantae; Streptophyta; Magnoliopsida; Solanales; Solanaceae
Product: MDIS1-interacting receptor like kinase 2-like
Exons: 3
Coding region: 1-1656 (551 amino acids)
Biological process (GO): protein phosphorylation
Molecular function (GO): protein binding; ATP binding; protein kinase activity
Source: RefSeq, a predicted model, not a curated record